Molecule: messenger RNA, 807 nt
Organism: Filobasidium floriforme
Lineage: Eukaryota; Fungi; Basidiomycota; Tremellomycetes; Filobasidiales; Filobasidiaceae
Exons: 2
Coding region: 1-807 (268 amino acids)
Source: RefSeq, a predicted model, not a curated record
AUGUCGGAAAGACAGGCAAUCUCGGAACAAAUCCACCUGAUAGAGGCAUCCCUCCUCCCCGCCGAACAGCUCAUCCUCACCUCGGACGAGACCCCGACCUCAAAGUUGACCUUUGAGAUCCUGAGCAAGGAUAGCACCUACAGCAUUCAUGUGCUCGAACAGGACCAUUCCGAUGCAAAGGAGACCACCCUGAACAAGUUUCGAUUCCAGAUCAGGUCGACCGAGAUGAACCGGGAAGAGGCGCUCGGGUGGCAGCAGUGGGUGGAAGAGGUCAUCCGGGAUCACGGGGACGAGGCGGAACAGACGGGUUACCCCCUCUCGACGAUGAUUAUCGAGCACUUCUUGCCCCUUUUACAAAGCCUCACGACCCAGCCAGAACCGAACGUUCAACCCAAACCUGCACGAGAAGGCCAGCCGCCGAAACGGACGACGUAUAGACCGGGACAUGUCCUCUUCUCCUCUCACCACCUCCUGGCCCCGUCCAAGCGCAAAAACCUGGUGGCCCUUUCGUCCCAACUCGGUCUCGUCGGGUUCGGCAAGGUCGGCUACCCUGGCAUUAUAUUCGCAGAGGGCGAUGUCGACGACCUGGAAGAGUUUUCCCGCGAGGUGAAGAGCUGGCAAUGGUUAGCCCUCCGACUACGUGUCCUCGAAGCGGACGAGAAGGCGAGCCGUUCUGAGUGGGAGGGACGCAAGGGGAAAUGGGAAGAGCUGAACAAGGUCGGGGAGGCCGUAGACUACCUGAAAAAGAUCGACAAGGAACACUUGCUGUUGGACAUCGGGAUCGGGUCGGGCGGUCACAAGGCAUAG